AUGCGUUUGAUUUUCCUGGACAUUGAUGGGGUCUUGGUGACCCGUCGGCCAUGCGUCAUGGAAGAGAAGCUUUUGCAAAAUCUUGCGCGAGUCGCCAGAGAAACUGGAGCAAAGAUAGUACUCUCCAGUGAUUGGCGCCGGCACCCAGAGGCACGAGCAGAGGCACAACAAGUGCUUUCUUCAUUGGGCUUGGAGCUCAUUGGUUGCACCCCCUGCAAGAGCCCAUAUUUGGCUCAGAGACCCACUGAGAUCUUGGAGUGGAAGAGAGACUACCUCAGGACACCUGGAGUUCAAAAGCUGGAAAACUGGGUGGCCAUUGAUGACAGAGAGCUUCUGGCAGAGCAGAACGGCCGCUUUUUGCGAGGGCAUUUUGUGCAGACGCAUCCUUUGCGGGGCCUGACGCCAGAAGCCGCUGAUGCAUGCAUUGCCAUCCUAAAGCAGGAGCAGAAGUCUGAGCCAACAGCAGGCUCUGCUAUGCCUGGCGUGCCGCGGAGCAGCUCUUUGGAGGUCAGCUCCACUCAAGCCGAGGAGGAGCCACCUGCCCCACCUCGCCCAAGUAACACCAGAGCCUCAGGGGCACGUGUGAUGGCAGCGUCACACAUUUCGGCCGCACAAGCUGCUCGAGCACUGCGUGUGCACGGCAACACGGCACCUGCGGCGGUCCGACUUCCGGGCCCUGGUCGCCCCAGGGGACGUUCAAUGGGGGCAAUUGCAAACCGAAGAUGA
Messenger RNA from Durusdinium trenchii, 726 nucleotides. Lineage: Eukaryota; Dinophyceae; Suessiales; Symbiodiniaceae. The record is from the annotation of a GenBank genome assembly.